AUGUUUGAGAAAUAAAGAGAAUAGUUAUGAUUAUAUUUAAGAAAAGGCAGUAGACUCAGAUUGCAACCCUGCCGUGGAUAGAUGCCGGGAUCAACACGCGACUUGUAUUAUGACGCCAGAUAGACAAAGAUAUAGAUGCACGUGUAACGAUGGUUACAAGAAUGAAAAUGGGAGGUGCAAAGCCAAAGGAAUAUAUUUACCCAAAGCCGAUUAUGACAGUGACUGGACACUUAUACGAAAGGGCGGAUCUAAAUGGUAUCUCGAAUUCGAACAUGGACUGGGGGCAGUACCGGUGAUAGUCGAUGUCCAAGUUGAAGUAAAUAAUUACAUUUUCCAUGCUAUAGGGUUUCCUCCCGGAAUAUCUUCGCAAAAUCUCGACCGUGAAAGCACAGUUGUAUAUAUCUAUGAUGAAAAUUUUGUAAAUGUUUCGACCCUAAAAUCAGGAGGUUGGAGCGAUAUGGACGGUCUUGUUUCAAUAAGUAAUAACAACUGGUAUGGCUAUACGACAUACUGGAGUAAACACGGAUAUGUAAGAGUUCAGGCAUGGAAAUCUGAGUCACUUCCGAAUUCAGACGUAUCGGACAAUACGACAGAACUGAGGGCUAAUACUUCUAAAGCGAGCGACUCGUUUUAUGAACUAGAUCAUGGUCUAGGAGAAUAUCCCGGUAUUGUUGUUGUUCGAGCUAAAAUGGAGUAUAAUGGUACAACUUUCUACGCAGAUGGAGUAGGAUCAGCACUUAAUGUAUUCAGAAGCAACGAAAACGAGACAAACUCGUGCCUGGUUUAUGGAUACAGUGACUCCAAGAUCCGGGUAUGGGUCGACUCUUCUACAAUUGGAGCAAUAUAUGAUGGUAGAAAGAACACAAAAUUCGACAUGAUGGUAUCGGUGGCUGUACUCGAGAUAUAUGCAUGGAGGUUAUCUACGAUUACGCCUUUCUUCACGUAUAUGUUCCCGCUAGACGAGGAUCGAUUUUCGAUUGCUACUAAAUUUUUAAUGAAAUAUAAUCUUGGUGACGGACUUACCUUGACUACGGCACAGAUAAUCGAUGCAUCAAGUCAGAACAAAGAUUUCCGGUUCCCUUCGUCAGCGUUCCUGGCGGAUAAAUACGGUGCUACAAAGAACAAAACAAACGCGCCGGAAUGCAUGUUUGGAGGUUUUACUGCUGCUUAUUCAAAAAGAGUUUGGAUUUUUAGAAAUAACGAAAUAACACUCCUCCUGAAUAAGCCUGUACAAUACAGUAAUCCAUAUGAAUAUCAAGGGGCUUUGUUAUGUAUACCUGACACAUAUGGGGGAGGAACUUAUACCGAUGCAGCCCAUAAUGGCAUUGGAAUCCUUCACAGCUGGAUAAAUGGAGAUUGUGGCGAACCACCGGAACAAACGAAUGGCUAUUUAAAUACUACAGUAAAUGGAACAGAAAUUGGCGCCUUUGCAACAUUGGAGUGUUAUGACGGGUACAGGGCCUCCUAUAGCAGCCAACCAGUCUGUGAUAAUACUGCGCAUUGGGAGGUUUUUGUCUGGUGCAAGCCAGUUGAAUGUGGGGAGGUUGAAGCGCCAACAAAUGGUACAAUGAAUGUAAGUGGUCUUACAUUUGGAAAUAACGUAACAUUCCAAUGUGAGGAAGGCUUUAUGAUAAAAGGUACUGAUAUGAUUAAGUGUGUGUCAACCGGAAGUUGGUCUGCCAGCGUUCCAACUUGCAUUGAAGAUAAAUACGACUCUGGUGACAAAGACAAGGUUUCAAACAGUAACAAACCAAGUUGGAGCAUAAUAGGUCUUUUACUGACGAUCAGUUUAUCGUAUAUUACGUCAUCGAUACGAUGUUAUUUAUGACGUCCUGAAAUUACCCUAAAAAAUGAAGUGCAAUAUUCCAUAACAAAAAAAAAGUUUUACGAAAAAGAAACAUUUGAGACAUGGGCUUGAACACUGUAUGAGAGGAUACGUUUGAUAUAUAUGUUGCCGUAGUGAUAGAUUUUGGAUAAAAGUGUGCUUAACAAAUGAGGAGUAAACAAGAUAUCACACUCCUGUUACGUUUUUUCAUCGUUCUCUGGGAUAAUUAAUUCAUCCGGUGAUUAAUUCCAAUACUAUUUAGUGUUGAAUCUUGUAUGUACGUGAACGUAAUCAACAAAACUAUAUCUACAAUAUUUAUCUUUGUUGUUGUCGUUGAUUUUAUGCAAAUAUUCUUUUUAUAAUAAUUAUAAUGUUUGUAAUAUCUAUUAU
Molecule: messenger RNA, 2215 nt
Organism: Ruditapes philippinarum (Manila clam)
Lineage: Eukaryota; Metazoa; Mollusca; Bivalvia; Venerida; Veneridae
Exons: 12
Coding region: 110-1828 (572 amino acids)
Source: RefSeq, a predicted model, not a curated record